Vanessa tameamea is the source of this 1529-nucleotide messenger RNA. RefSeq names its product probable chitinase 2. NCBI's taxonomy places the organism in Eukaryota, Metazoa, Arthropoda, Insecta, Lepidoptera, Nymphalidae. The record is from RefSeq and is a predicted model, not a curated record. Gene Ontology annotation, molecular function: chitinase activity; chitin binding. Gene Ontology annotation, biological process: chitin catabolic process; carbohydrate metabolic process. Bases 35 to 1495 code for a protein of 486 amino acids. Gene Ontology annotation, cellular component: extracellular region. The transcript has 8 exons.
CUUAUUUAAUAGCGUAAGCUAUGUGAUUUAAAUCAUGUUUAAAAUGAAUAGUUUUGUACUAUUCGUGUUAUGUGUUAUCAGUUUGGCUGUUUACGCGAAAGCGAACGAGAAGCACGUCGUUUGCUAUUACGGAACAUGGGCAGCGUAUAGAAAUGGCCUCGGAAAAUUUGACGUCGAUAACAUCAACACAGAUCUAUGUACGCAUAUCGUUUACACAUUCCUCGGAAUAAACACGAGAGGAACUGUUGUAUCCUUAGACCCGUACUUGGAUUACCCUGAAAACUGGGGUAAAGAUAAUAUAAGGAAAUUCGUUGCACUUAAAGAUCAAAAUCCGAAUCUUAAAUUGAUAUUAGCUGUUGGUGGAUGGAAUGAAGGAUCAGCGAAAUAUUCCAUUAUGGCAGCGAAUCCCAAACUUCGAAAGAAUUUCAUCACAAGCGCCAUUCAAAUUAUUCAAAAGUAUGGCUUCGAUGGCCUAAAUAUCGACUGGGAAUAUCCAAAUCGUGGCGAUUCAGUAUUUGGUCAAGAUGAUAUUGAUAAUUACACUCAGCUCUUAAAAGAAUUAAGAGAAGAAUUUGAUAAGCAUGGAUUACAUUUGAGCGCUGCUGUUGCAUCUGUUAAAUCUAUGGCUUCUUUGUCAUAUGAUAUUCCAGCUAUUAGUCAGUAUUUAGAUUUAAUAAAUGUGAUGUCAUACGAUAUGAGCGUAGCUUCUGGCCGAGUUACUGGUCACAAUUCUCCUCUCCACAAGGGCGAAAAGGAUGUAGUCAUAUCAAAGGAAAAUUUGAAAACAGUUGACGGUGUUUUGGAGUACUGGCUUAAGCAAGGAUGUCCACCAGAAAAACUAAUACUAGGCUUACCACUGUAUGGUCAUACGUUCAAAUUAUCGGAUCCAAAAAAUAACGGAGUUGGAGCUCUAUCGGCUGGUCCUGGAAUUUCAGGGCCUUACACCGCUACUAAUGGAUUCAUUGGAUUUAAUGAAUUAUGCGUGAAAUUGCGUAAAGAAACUUGGAACAUCAAAUAUGAUAACUCAUCCAAAGUGCCUUACGCUGUACAAGGAAAUAAUUGGAUUUCAUACGAUGAUGCUAAAUCACUAACAGCGAAAGUGAAAUAUGCCUUACAGUUUAAUAUCGCUGGAAUUAUGCUCUGGAGUAUUGAAACUGACGACUUUCUUGGAAUUUGUCAAUCAGACGAUUAUCCUUUGUCGAGAGCUGUAAAUAUCGCUUUAGGGAGGUCUAUUGAAUCGUCCUCUACCGCCCUUGGAACGUCGACCUCAAAUCCCACUUCUUCAAAACCAUCAACUACGGCUCCUAUACAAGAAUUUAUAUGUAAGGAUAUCGGAUUUUACUCUAAUCCGAAGGAAUGUUCAUCAUAUUACUACUGUGUAAAAAGCGCUGGUGGUAAUUUAGUACCGAAACUGCUUCGUUGUCCAAACAAUCUUUAUUGGGAUCAAGAGAACCAAUUCUGCAACUAUCCUGAUCAAGCUAAUUGUUAUGCUUAAAUGUUAUCAUUUUAUAAAUGACUUUAAUACCCUU